Pseudomassariella vexata is the source of this 879-nucleotide messenger RNA. RefSeq lists its product as uncharacterized. The transcript has a single exon. Bases 215 to 709 code for a protein of 164 amino acids. NCBI's taxonomy places the organism in Eukaryota, Fungi, Ascomycota, Sordariomycetes, Amphisphaeriales, Pseudomassariaceae. The record is from RefSeq and is a predicted model, not a curated record.
CUCCUUAUCUUCGAGCUACUCGCCUACGCCACUACAUUAGCCGUCAUCCCCUCCCAGAUGGGACAGUUGCCCAAGCGUGUCUUUCUACAGGCGUUAUAUCACAGUAUUGCUUCAUUUCCCAGGGAGCCUCAUUCGAAAAACAUUGGAUGACCGGCUGCAGCCCAGAGGGACAGGACACGUAGCAGGAUGUCAUGGAAUACGGCAGGCCUGUACUAUGGCGUGGGGUAUCCAGAGAAGAGACUGUACGAUGGAAGAUGAUCUCAUCUGGGAGCGAGGAAGCACGUCGGAAAAACCUCACGGUUCGCGAAGGCGUCCGGGGAGCCAAACGACAGCUGCCGGACAUGGAAUGAAACCCAAGAUCUCGAAGUUUCACCUGCUAUCAUCACGAAGACAUAGUUUUCACACCUUGGCUCAGAUUCAUAAGCAGUGUUUCAUUCUAGCAACAACCUCCACGGUGCUUGUCAUAUCAUACUCCCAUCAUUUCUCCGACGCAAUAUGCAAAAACGUAUUUCUCAAUUUGAUGCAUCAAAAUGAACUGCUUGUAUCGUCUACCAAUUACGCAGCUCGAAGCAAAAUGCAAACAAACGCCAACAAUCCCGGUUCCUCCCGUUUGCUUGCUUCCCCUAUUCGUGUACAACUCCUCCGAAAUGCAGUGCAGUGCGCCCAAAAAGCAGAAAAAGCAGACAGAAAUCAAAAGCCGUUUCUCUGAUGUGAUGUGAUUGACGGAUGCGUAUACCCACACAAUAGUAACAUCAAAUGCCGUUUCGUAGACCUAUGCACCUCAGCCACUUGAGCGAAUGCCCGUAUUGUUUUCUUCCCGCUUGUAGCGAACCCGUGAUGACUUGAUGUUGGUUGAGCGGCAGUCCCGCUUUCCUCUCC